This is a messenger RNA of Micromonas commoda, 1422 nucleotides long. RefSeq lists its product with no specific name. The transcript is spliced from 2 exons. NCBI's taxonomy places the organism in Eukaryota, Viridiplantae, Chlorophyta, Mamiellophyceae, Mamiellales, Mamiellaceae. Bases 1 to 1422 code for a protein of 473 amino acids. The record is from RefSeq and is a predicted model, not a curated record.
AUGCCUUACAACAACGCGGGCGAGCUCGCGUCCGAGGUCGCACAGACGUUCCUCGGCGCGCUGGACACCUCGCUGACGCGCACGUGGCGCGAGGAGGAGCGCCGAUGGCGCGGCGAAGACCGAGAGUGGCGCGCGCAGGACAUGGAAUUCCGCGUCGAGGAGCGCGACUGGUGGCACCUCGAGCACCUGUGGCGGCAGGAGAACCGCAAGUGGCGACGCGAGGACAUCGAGCAGCGCAUCCUCGAGAACGCGCGAUGGGUCUGGCUGCGCCACGCGGAGAAGAACCGCCGAGACGUUGAGGAAAAGUCGGAGCAGCUCAAAUCAAUCUCAAACCUCUCCGCGCUCAUCGGCGGCUUCGCCGUCGUCGCAUUCGUCGAGCUCCAGUUCUCAGAUCCAAACGAGACCCCGGAACGGAACGAGGGCCUGAUCGUGGCGUACGCCGCCACCACUGCGCUCGUCGUCGCGCUCAUGCUCAACUCCAUGGUCCUCUGCUCGUUCAUGUUAUGCUCAAUCCUUCGCAACGGCAAGACGUAUGUCAGCGACGAGGAAGAGGCGGACUACCUCUUCAGGUGCAGGCGGUUCGCGCACGAGUUCAAACUCGGCGACGCACCGCCGAGACCCCACAGGAGCUUCGAGCGGCACUGGGAGACGCGGUGCGAGGACGACUGGAGGCACGCCUUUCGCAUGUUCACCUGCGGCGUCCCCGUUUUUCUCGUCAACGUCUCGUGCAUGUCGUGGCUCAAGUUUCACUACUCGCCGCUCGCGUCGUGGACCGUCACCGCGAUCGCCGCCGUCGCCUCGCUCGGGUGGCUACACACGCAGAACAACUGGGGGUUCCACAUCGCCAAGUCGCAGGCGGGGGUGGGUCGGGACGGCGUGGGCGCGACGAGCGUGGGCGCGGCGACGCACACCCCGGCGGGGAUGCCGUUCGACUGGCACUACCGCGAGAACGGGGCCGGGGGCGGCGCGAGGGGCGCGGAGUCAUCGCGCGCGGACGCGCAGCGCGGGACCGGGGGGGCGAGGUCGCGGGGUCCGCGGGGAGGGACCGGCGCGGGGCGCGCGGGGGGCGCGGGGACCGCGGAGGAGGUUGUCGACGUCGUGGUCGAGAACGGUUCCGCUCCUUCUUCUCCUCCUCCUCCUCCUCCUCCUCCUCCUCCCGCGGUUCGAACGACGCGCGCGGUCGACCUCGGGGCGGAUGACGCCGGCGUCACGGAGGGUGCGUUCACGCGCAGGACGAGUCCCAGGGCGAGGGAUCUGGCGGCGGGCGCGAAAGCGGGCGCGGGCGGCGGCGAAGCAGUCGGGAGAAACUUGUCGAGCGGCGGGACGGGCGGCGGAGGGGACGGGGAGGAGGAGGACGCGGGGGAUCCGUUCGAGGACGCGGCGGCGGAGCUGAUGCGGCGGGCGGGGGACCGAGAGGCGUAG